AGGUUAUGGCCGAACAUACUUCUCCUGCACAUCAGCACACACCUGCACUGGUGACGGGACAGCAAUGGUUAACAGAGCUGGUCUUGCCAAUGAAGAUAUGGAGUUUAUUCAGUUCCACCCUACAGGUAUCUAUGGAGCAGGAUGUCUGAUUACCGAAGGAUGUCGAGGAGAAGGUGGCUUCCUAGUCAACUCAGAGGGAGAGAGGUACAUGGAGAGGUAUGCUCCAAAUGCUAAAGAUCUGGCUUCCAGGGAUGUUGUCUCCAGGGCCAGCACAAUUGAAAUCAGAGAAGGAAGAGGUGUUGGCAAGGACAAGGACCAUGUUUUCCUCCAGCUGCACCAUUUGGACCCUGAGGUUUUGCACACACGGUUGCCAGGUAUCUCAGAGACAGCCAUGAUCUUUGCUGGAGUCGAUGUGACUCGGGAGCCUAUACCAGUCCUUCCUACAGUACACUACAACAUGGGCGGUAUCCCCACAAACUACAAGGGUCAGGUGAUUCGUUAUACAAAGGACAAAGGUGAUGAGGUAGUUCCUGGCUUGUAUGCUGCAGGUGAAUCUGCGUGUGCCAGCGUUCAUGGAGCCAACCGCCUGGGAGCCAACUCUCUGCUGGAUCUGGUUGUGUUUGGCCGUGCUUGUGCCAACACAGUCGCAGAGGAGAACACUCCAGGGGAGAAGAUAGGACCAAUCAGACAAAAUGCAGGAGAAGAAUCGGUUGCUAAUCUGGAUCGUCUGAGGUAUGCAGAUGGGAAAACUACAACUGCAGAACUGAGACUUCAGAUGCAGAAGACCAUGCAGACUCAUGCAGGAGUGUUCCGUGAUGGGCCCAGUCUGAAGGAGGGAUGUGACAAAAUGGCCACAGUCUACCAGGGCAUGGAUGACUUAAAGGUGACCGACCGCGGUCUCAUUUGGAACUCAGACCUCGUUGAGACACUGGAGCUGCAGAAUUUGAUGAUCAAUGCUGUACAGACGAUUGUCAGUGCCGAAUCUCGCAAGGAGAGCAGAGGAGCUCAUAGCAGGGAGGAUUUCCGUAAACGUGUUGAUGAGUACGACUUCACCAAGCCAUUAGAGGGCCAGACAAAGCUGCCCAUAGAACAGCACUGGAGGAAGCAUACUUUAUCUUACGUGGACCCCAAGACUGGAAAAGUAACACUUGACUACCGCCCAGUUAUUGACACAACACUCAGCCAGGAGGAGUGUCCACAGGUGCCUCCAGCUAUCAGGAGCUACUGA
Messenger RNA from Candidula unifasciata, 1228 nucleotides. The record is from the annotation of a GenBank genome assembly. Lineage: Eukaryota; Metazoa; Mollusca; Gastropoda; Stylommatophora; Geomitridae.